AAUGACUGGAGCGGUGUGACAGGCAAUCCUGUCAAGUUCGGCCUCAGCAACAUUACCAUUAUCUUUGAUGUCGUCUUCAUAUUCCAGCAUUUUGUGCUGUAUCGACAUGCGGGGAAGCAAGUGGAGGAUCAGGAAGAGUGGGAUAGCGAGCGAGAACACCUUGUUUCUGAGCGUGUUGAAUAGAUGUUGAAGUUUGGUAUCACAACCGCUUCCCCGUCACGUCAGUUCAUAGCGUCUCUUCUGACAUUGGCACUUUCAAUGAUUCCAUGGGUCUACGGUCCCGGCCGUGCGUCAUAUCCAGUAGUUGAGUCGACCACGGGAAGAAAGCGCCCCUUAGCGUCAAUGCGGGAUUCGGAUGUGAGAUCCGCAAGGUGCAACAAGCCGCGCAACAUCCACAAAAUAAGAAAGCGCACUAGACUCUGCCGCGGACGCCGAGGAUUUCGCAAUUUUCCAGACGUCUGCAAAAUUGCGUUGUUGUGUUGAACUAGUACCGUGUUGGUGGGAUUUCACCAACCCACGCUUGUUUUAGGCUUUCAGCUUGCCUCGUUUUGUCAAUAUCUCCGAGAGCCGACGACCAACGAUAAUGCAUACAUGGGUUG
Dothidotthia symphoricarpi CBS 119687 is the source of this 599-nucleotide messenger RNA. RefSeq lists its product as uncharacterized. The record is from RefSeq and is a predicted model, not a curated record. NCBI's taxonomy places the organism in Eukaryota, Fungi, Ascomycota, Dothideomycetes, Pleosporales, Dothidotthiaceae. Bases 184 to 483 code for a protein of 99 amino acids. The transcript has a single exon.